Ogataea haglerorum is the source of this 4587-nucleotide messenger RNA. RefSeq lists its product as uncharacterized. Lineage: Eukaryota; Fungi; Ascomycota; Pichiomycetes; Pichiales; Pichiaceae. Gene Ontology annotation, cellular component: cytosol. Bases 1 to 4587 code for a protein of 1528 amino acids. The record is from RefSeq and is a predicted model, not a curated record. The transcript has a single exon.
AUGGAUUUUACAAUUCCAAGGAACUGCUCUCAAGAAUUGGAAGACAAAUUACUGAAACUCAUCAAUGAAUAUCAAGAAGGUUAUCUUACCGAAAAAGGCUACAUAAACAAAAGACUAGAAAUUCUUCAAUCUGCGUCUCCCAGACAUACUGCUUUGGCGAGGGCACCAUUAUCGAUUAAAGCAACUACCGUAAGCAACUCCACUUCCACUUCAACCCCCGUUGCAUCAGAAGUUCAUGAAUACAAACUCCAUGUAGGUGAACACAAAUUUUUUCCGGAUGAUCCCAAUGAAGGUCUGACCCAACCUUUGACGAACGAGGAUGAGCUUUUACCAUACUUUGAACCCUCUGUGAACUAUUAUCAGAAACCUGACAUACCAAGGGAACUACAGAAACCUCUCGAUCCAAGAGACGUUGACGAUAUGCUCGAGCAGAAAUUUAACAAUCUGCCUAGCAUUCUGAGACAUAGAGGCUCAAUUUACAAGAGGGAAGCUGCGAUAGUCAUUGUUGAUGCUAAGGGCAAAGAAUCGCAGUCCAUAUCUUGGGAAAGACUAUAUUUGAGAGCUGAAAAAAUAGCACAAAAAAUCAAAAACAAAGCAGCUCUUUAUCCAGGUGAUCGUGUUUGUCUAAUUUAUCAGAAUACCGAAGUCAUAGAACUAGUCAUUGCUGUGUACGCUUGCUUUUUAUCUGGGACGGUAGCUGUUCCGAUGAAUAGUGGUUUCUCAGUCAAGGAGUUAGUUAAAAUUAUGACUGACACCCAAUCUCAUCUUUGUUUAAUGUCUGAUUCCGUCUACAAGCAUUUUGAAAAGCAAUCAAACGGAUCCAAACUUACAAUAUGGCCUAAAGGAAUGGAUAUUUGGAAAACAACGGAUAUGGGACUGGCUGCAAAGGAUGAAGACCCACCAGCUAUGAAAAUCAGUGAUCUCGCCUAUAUUCAAUAUACCAAAAGCUCUUUCGGUGAACUUAGAGGUGUUGUCAUUUCUCAUAGGACUAUAAUGCACCAAAUGAGCUCAUUGUUGUCAAUUUUUACGAGCGCGCCGACUAUGGACGCGCAGGAAUUCGUGAGAUCAGAUAUGAGAUUUUCAAGCUCUAAAAAUGUGUUUUUAAGCACCUUGGAUGCUCGUGACUCGGUUGGCCUAAUUUUUUCAGUAUUAUUUACUGUUUUCACUGGGAAUACUCUUCUUUGGAUGCCACAGCGAUUGACGGAAGUUGCAGGGCUGCUAGCUCAUGUGAUAUCAAAAUAUAGAGUUUCAGUUAUGAUUUCCGAUUACUUGAGCUUGAAGCAAGUUGCCUACAAUUACCAGUCUUUUCCGCAAAUGACCAGGACUUUCAAUAAAAAAGUCAAAGUUGAUUUAUCAUGCGUUAAGUGGUGCCUGAUAGAUACAGUUAUCGUGGAUUGUGAAUUCAAUGAUAUGCUUGUAAAUAGGUGGUUCCGUCCGCUAGGACAUAAGACUCCGCGCCACAUCAUCGCUCCUAUUUUAGCCCUCAAUGAACAUGGAGGGAUGAUUAUAUCAAUGAGAGACUGGAUAGGUAAGGAAGAGAAUCUUGGAUGUACGUUCCAUAGUCCGAUGGCGGAUGAUUUGCCCAAUGAUGCUUACGAAGAUGACGAUGAGAAUGAUGAAAACAACAAAUUAUCGGAGCUUUUGAUUGACAAAGCUUCGCUAACCACAAACACUGUUAAGGUCGUGAGCGAUAGACCUCCUCCAAUUUCAACUUUAAUGGACAACAGUGAAUCUUCCAAGUACAUUAGAGUAGGUGCAUUUGGAUACCCGCUGCCUGAUGCCACUCUUGCAAUUGUAAAUCCUGAAACUCGGUUUCUCAGUGGCAACAUGGAAGUUGGGGAAAUUUGGGUGGACUCACACUGUAUCUCCGGAGGAUUUUGGAGCCUUGCAGAUGCUACCCAGACUAUCUUUCAAGCAGAGUGCUCAGAUUAUGAGGGAAUCCUCAACUUGAAAUUUGUUAGAACGGGACUUCUAGGAUUCACAUACAAUGGUAAAGUCUACGUUUUGGGCCUCUAUGAAGAUAGAAUCAGUCAAAAAGUAACAUGGUACGAUCAGUACUUGCAGCAGAAAAAGAAAGAUGGUACACACACAUUGAAACAACCAAUGAAUCAAUAUAGAUAUCACUAUGCGAGUCAUUUGGUAAAGACGCUAGUCAGAAACAUGAACGAAGUCUCUGAUUCUUCAUUUUUCAACAUCACGAUAAAUCGUGAACACGUGCCUGUCGUGAUCAUUGAGUCUCCAUCAGCUCAAAUGUUACCUGCAGCAGUAGCGACACAUUCUGGAGAUCGAUUGAACUAUCCAGCUUUGGACGAAAUGGCUUCCAAAGCAUUUCAAAUUCUCGAACAGAUGCAAAAUGUCCGCUUGCAUUGUAUUCUUAUAUGUGCGCCAAAUUCACUUCCAAGAACUCCACGGAGUGGUAGACCAGAGAUUGCCAAUAUGCUUUGCAAGCGGCGGUUUAUGGAGGGAAAAAUACCUUCUGUUUAUGUGAAAUUCAAUCUAUCGAAUUCACUGAGUGCAAUACCCCAUGGAGAGGACAUUAUGGGCGGGAUCUGGUCUCAAUAUUCUUUCAAUUCUAGAUUGGAGGCCCUUAAAUACACAGAUCUCCAAUAUUCAGGUCUGGAUCUCAGGGAGAAAUGCGUGGACGAUCGGACAAAUUUGGAGCUAACUGAAUACAAAUCAAUACUUGAGCUGUUCAAAAUAAGAACUUCAAAACAGGCUGAUGAGAUGGCAUAUGGAAUCAUUGACAGACAAAGUGUUAAAGAAAGCAAAGCACUGUCUUGGAAAAAAGUGGAGAUGAGAGUAUUUGCAGUCUGCUCUUACAUUUUUGAAAAGCAAAAUAUCAAAUCCAGUGAUUAUGUCAUAUUGAUGUACCCUUUAUCAGAGGAAGUGAUUGUUUGUCUAUAUGCUUGCUGGCUUGCGGGGCUGGUGCCCAUUCCUUUGCCCCCUUUGGAUGUGACUCGACUUGAUGAAGACACAUUUUCACUUGUAAGCAUCAUUAAAGAUUUCAAUGUACAAGCAAUUUUCGUGAAUAAUGAUACGGAAACAUUACUGAAAAACAAACCAGUGAACUCGAAGCUCAAAACCCUUUCAAACCAAAUGAAGGCCAUAAUUCCCAAGUUUCGAAAUACUUCUAAACAUACCAAAUACCCCAAUCACUCAAAGAUGAUGUAUCGAAGAAUGGAACAGUAUAGAUCCAAGCCACGAAAUAAGAGAGCUGAAUGUCUUGUGUGGAUUUCUUGGACCGAGGAUCAUCAGUAUAAAGGAACGAAAUUACGGCAUUCGAAUCUGAUGGCGAUGUGUAAAAUUCUGAAAGAAACAUGCCAAAUAAAUAGCACAAGGCCUUUAUGCGCUUGUGUGAGACACUGUUCAGGACUUGGGUUCCUUCAAUCGAUGAUGCUCGGUGUCUAUUUGGGCACUACGACAUAUUUGAUAUCGCCUUUAGACUAUUCAUUGAAUCCCUCCAAAUUUUUCUUAAGCUUGGAUCGUUACAAAGUGGAAAACGUGUUUGUCACAGAAAAAAUGAUCGCGUAUGCCAUCGAGAAUCCUGCUCCAAAAAAGUGUGAUCUCUCUUCCCUGAAGAACUUAAUGAUUGGAUGGGAUGCCCGUCCAUCCGGAAAAUUAUUAAACGACUUUUUGAAUCAUAUGCAACUGACAGAUUUGUCGCCUUUUGCUGUAUCCAAUGUGUAUCAACACGAUCUCAAUCCUAUGAUAUCACUGAGAUCAUACCUGUCUUUUGCUCCCGUUGAUUUAUGGGUCGACCCUCUCGCUUUGACUCAAGGAUAUGUGUCAUUGGUCAAUCCAAGUGAUUCACCGUUUGCAAUUCAUUUACAGGAUUCUGGCAUAGUACCUGUGAACACACAAUUAGCGAUCGUCAACCCUGAAACAUCUAAAAUAUGCAAAGUUGGAGAGUUUGGAGAAAUUUGGGUUUGCUCCGAGUCGACAGUUUCAAAUGUAACAGUAACUCAGACAGGACAUUUUGAUGAUUCUAGACUUAAAGCCAAGAUUGAAAAUUGGAACCAAGAUCUGGAUUAUAUGAGGACUGGAGACCUUGGAUUUUUACACACCAUAGAAAAGACUUUAAACAAUGGAAGCGUCGUUGAAAUGCAACUUCUUUUCUAUUUGGGGAAAGUUGAACAGACUUUUGAGGUCUUGGGAAUGCAGUACUUUGCGAUUGACAUUGAAGAAUCCAUUAAUGCACUCGUUGAUUCUAUACUAAUGACAGCAAAAUCCCUCCCUACAAAAAGCUGUGUUUUCAAAGCUGGUGACUAUGUUGUAGCAGGGAUUGAAACGGGACGACCAACAAAUCACUUGAGUUCGCUAGUGCCGUUGAUCGUCAGCAAAUUACUUAAUCAGUUCGGGCUUAUAGUCGAUAUCGUUAGUUUUUACGAACCUAACCAGAUGCCUAUUUCACGACUCGGUGAGGUGCAGCGUGCUAGAUGCCUGAAGAAGUGGAUGAAAGGAGAACUAAAAUUACUUCAAACGUUCGGCAUCAGUGAAGGUGAAGGAAAAAUGAAAAAGGUGAUACAGUUGAUUGAAGAAACAACCGACAAGUCAUACAGUGAUGCAAAACUAAAAUGUUCAACAUGA